Paramecium sonneborni is the source of this 1512-nucleotide messenger RNA. Lineage: Eukaryota; Ciliophora; Oligohymenophorea; Peniculida; Parameciidae. The record is from the annotation of a GenBank genome assembly.
AUGAAAACUUUUGUCUUAUUCCUCUUCAUCAUCUUUUAAAUAUUAUGUCAAGACUAUUACUAACUACUUGGAGUACCUCGGUCUGCAUCAGAUGAUUAAAUCAAAAAGGCAUUCAAGAAACUAUCCCUCAAAUAUCACCCUGACAAAGCAAAAGGCAAUAAAGAGGAAGUAAGUCUAUUCUCUUAAUUUUAGUCUGAAAAACAAUUCUAAAAGAUUGUAAAUGCCUAUGAAAUUCUGAAAGACCCAGAGCAAAGAAAAAUAUAUGACAAAUUUGGAGAAGAGGGAUUAAAGGAGCAUACUUAAAGAUAGCAAUAAAGUAUCCAUAUAUUUUAAAUUAGAAGAAUAAGGUCAUUUUAAUUAUAAUGAUGUUUUCUCUAGGUUUUUUGGAGGAGGAUUUUAAUAAUAAAAACCCAACCUUGAAUAAUCUUUAUUCUCAAAAAGUGAUGUUUAUGAAAUUGAUAUGACUACUAUUAAUAGAUUUUUUAGAAGAGAUCAUGUUUGGCUCAUAUUCUUUUAUAAGAAUGAUGAUUAUGGCAGAUAAUAUAAAAAUACUUGGAAUGAAUUAGCAUCUAAAUAUUAUGGCAUUUUCUAAGUGGCUGCCAUUAAUUGUGCUGCUGAAAAUGAAAUUUGUGAUGAUGAAUUUUAAGUUUAUGAAUUUCCAAAAGUAUUUGCCUACCCUGCUAAUAUAAGAUAAGAACCAGUUGAAUUCAAAUUAAAGAUGGAAUUAGAUUAAUUAGCCAAAUUUGCCAUUUCUUUCAUGGAAAGCUUUGUUAGCAUUGUAACUAAUGAUAACUAUGAUAAUUUUAUUCGACAACAAGACUAGCAUAUUGUUUUGCUAUUUACAAAUAAAACCUCUACUCCACCUCUCCUUAAAGUUUUAUCAAAAGAAUUAAAAGGAAAAUUAGUUUUUGGUUAAGUCAGAAAUUCAGAUACUAAAUUAAUAUAAUAAUUUUAAAUUAACAAUUUCCCAACACUUAUGGUAGUCACUGAACCUGAAUAAUAUAGGGGUGUGAUUUAUGAAUAAAAUGAUUUUAAAAAAGAUUAAAUUAUGAAAUUCUUAAGAGAAUAUGCAUAUAUUAGCAAAAAAGUUAAAAAAACUCAUUAGGCUCCAAGAGAAUUAUCAACUUUGUUAAUAAAAAGUGGAUCUUGUACAACUAAAGACACUAAAAUGUGUUUCAUAAUAAUUACUGAAGAUAAAGAUUAUUUAGAUUUGCUCAAUCCUCUAUCUUAACAUUAUAUGAAAGACAAGAUAGAUUUCUACUACAUAAAUAAAAAGUAAAGUUAUCAACUUAUAUUUUUAGCAACUUAAUAUACUCAGAAGUUUUUGAUGAUAUUAACAAAUUCCCUACUGCAGUAGUGAUCAAGCCUAAAAAGGAAAGAUAUGCUUAGCUUUAAGGGGAAUUAACACUUUAAACUAUUUAGGAUUUUCUUGAUUCCAUAAUUAGUGGAAAUGUAUAAUUCAAGCCUAUGAAAGAUAGUCUGGAUUUUAAUAUUUUUAAAGAAGAUUUGUGA